UUAGGAAGUAUCCCACCCCCCCAUGUUCCUCUGUCUUGAGUUCAUUCACUAUGUUGGGCGUUUAGAUGAAGGAGGCUCUCUGCACCACUAAAACUUUCUAAUGAACUCCGCCAAAAACUUUUGACAGAGAGCAAAUUUUUUACAUUUUUUUUUCUCCACUCCACACUUUGAUCUGCUUUUUUUUUUGCUGAAAAAAGGAACUUCAGAAGAUGGAGCCCAGUUCCACAGAGGGAGGAGGUGAGGAGACCCCGCUCCCUAAAAGUCCGCCUCCCAAGGUGCUCCUCAAGCACGGCCAGGAGCUGGAGGAGGAGCAGGAGGAGCUGGCCGAGCACCGGCCUCUGGAGCAGGAGGACCUCAACUUCGAGCGCUGGAAGCGCCGGCCCCUGCCCCGCCGGACGCUGCACCAGAAGAUCGGGGACCUGAAGACGUACCUGUGGAACGCCGAGACCAAGGAGUUCAUGGGCCGCUCGGGGAAGAGCUGGAGCCUCAUCCUUCUCUUCUACGCCGCACUUUACGUCUUCCUGGCGGCCAUGUUUGGCGGCUGUUUGUUCUGCCUCAUGUGGUCCAUUAGUCCGUACCAUCCCACCUACAACGACAGAGUGAUGCCACCAGGUAUGACCAUGGCGCCACACUCGGAAGGCCACGAUAUCGCCUUCAACGCCUCCGACCGCAAAUCGUGGAAGAAGUACGCCAGAUCGAUGGAUGAUUAUCUAAAACAUUACAACGACGGCGCGCAGGAGAGGAAGAAUAUCCGCUGCACGCAUAACAGGUACUUCAUGCAGGAGGACUUGGAGGACGACGCCGAGAGGAAAGCGUGCCAGUUCAAGAGGUCCUGGCUGGGGGACUGCUCGGGCUUGCAGGACCCCCAUUAUGGUUACUCGCAGGGGAGACCUUGUGUCCUCCUGCGAAUGAACCGGAUUCUUGGAUACCUGCCUGGCCAAGGGAAACCAAUUAAUGUGACUUGCGGAGUGAAGAAAGGACCACCAGAGGCUUUGGGAGAGGUCAAGUUUUUCCCCAAGAAUAUUUUUGACCUGAAGUACUACCCUUACUAUGGGAAACUCAGACAUGUGAACUACUCGUCCCCGGUGGUGGCAGUGCGCUUCGCCAGUGUGCAGUAUGGGGCUCACAUCCAAGUGCAGUGCAAACUCAAUGGCAAGGGCAUCAUCAACGACUCGCCCACCGACCGCCACCUCGGCAGCGUCACCUUCUCCCUGGAGGUGGGCGCCUAAGCACCUGCAGGAUGGCGGGUUAUUAUUAUUUUUUACACGUAAUUCCUUGUUAUUCUCUCCAGACAUUCACUGUACAAGCACAACUACACCCAGUUGCUCACGUCUUCUUCAUCAUUAGGACAUUUAAUCAAACUAAAAUAGAUUAUUUCUUUUUGCCUUGGCUAUGCAAAUGAAAUUAAAACUUAAUUCUUGGUGCACAUAAAGUAUGUUAGAAUAUGGUUUUGUGUGACAGUGCACUAAUUUGUUGCGCAUGUGUUUUUAAAAACAUGUAUAUUUGAAGGAAUAUCAUGCAAAUGAAUGCACUGUACUUACACAAUAAAAAGAGAAAAAUCUU
Molecule: messenger RNA, 1563 nt
Organism: Nerophis lumbriciformis (worm pipefish)
Lineage: Eukaryota; Metazoa; Chordata; Actinopteri; Syngnathiformes; Syngnathidae
Gene: atp1b4
Product: ATPase Na+/K+ transporting subunit beta 4
Biological process (GO): potassium ion transport; regulation of DNA-templated transcription; sodium ion transport
Cellular component (GO): sodium:potassium-exchanging ATPase complex; nuclear inner membrane
Source: RefSeq, a predicted model, not a curated record